This is a messenger RNA of Neomonachus schauinslandi (Hawaiian monk seal), 1690 nucleotides long. It is a transcript of the gene PDCL, whose product is annotated as phosducin like. The transcript has 4 exons. The coding region runs from base 23 to 928 and encodes 301 amino acids. The record is from RefSeq and is a predicted model, not a curated record. Gene Ontology annotation, biological process: regulation of G protein-coupled receptor signaling pathway. NCBI's taxonomy places the organism in Eukaryota, Metazoa, Chordata, Mammalia, Carnivora, Phocidae.
GGGGUAACUGCACUGAGGCACCAUGACGACCCUGGAUGACAAGUUGCUGGGGGAGAAGCUGCAGUACUAUUACAGCAGCAGUGAGGGUGAGGACAGCGACCACGAGGGCAAGGACGGAGGCAGGGCGGCACUGGCCGGGAGUUCGACACCUGCAGAUGCUGAGUUGGCGGGCGAAGGCAUCUCAGUUAACACAGGUCCAAAAGGGGUGAUAAAUGACUGGCGCCGCUUCAAACAGCUGGAGACAGAGCAGAGAGAAGAGCAGUGCCGGGAGAUGGAAAGGCUAGUCAAGAAGCUGUCGAUGACCUGCAGGUCCCAUCUGGAUGAAGAGGAGGAGCAACACAAGCAGAAGGACCUCCAGGAGAAGCUCAGUGGGAAGAUGACUCUGAAGGAGUUUGCCAUGAUGCAUGAGGACCAAGAUGACGAAGAGUUCCUCCAGCGGUACCGGAAGCAGAGAAUGGAAGAGAUGCGGCAGCAGCUUCACAAAGGGCCCCAGUUCAAGCAGGUUUUUGAGAUCCCCAGUGGAGAAGGGUUUUUAGACAUGAUUGAUAAAGAGCAGAAAAGCACCCUCAUCAUGGUCCAUAUUUAUGAGGACGGCAUUCCGGGGGCCGAAGCCAUGAACGGCUGCAUGAUUUGCCUUGCUGCUGAGUACCCAGCUGUCAAAUUCUGCCGGGUGAAGAGCUCGGUUCUCGGGGCCAGCAGUCGCUUCACCAGGAAUGCCCUCCCUGCCCUGCUGAUCUACAAGGGAGGUGAAUUGAUUGGCAAUUUUGUUCGUGUCACUGACCAGCUGGGGGAAGAUUUUUUUGCUGUGGACCUUGAAGCUUUUCUGCAGGAAUUUGGAUUGCUCCCUGAAAAGGAAGUCUUGGUGCUGACGUCUGUGCGUAACUCUGGCACCUGCCACAGUGAGGAUAGCGAUUUGGAAAUAGAUUGAACUGCUAGUCUAAUUGCAUAGAUUUCGCAUUGUUUGGGCUGGAAGACACAUGGCUGUGUAUUUAUUUUUGUCCCUUCCUGUGUUGUGUGGCUUUUCAGCUGUUCUUUGUAGUCCCUUUUAGUAUAUGUAAAGUCAAGAAAUUCUUAGAUUCCGUUGGAAUGCUGAAUCACCUUGUGGCUAGCAGUAAAGUGACUCAAAAUUGUAUAAACAGGAAGCCAGGCUUUUGAACUGUUUACUUAAGAUUCUCCAGCAUGACAUCUCUGUUAUUGUUUCUAGUCAAUAUUUACAUAGCAUCCUAAAGACAGCGUCCUGGAAAUUGUCUUCAGAUGAUCUCAGAGGUCUCUGCCAGGCCUGGGAGUAUAAUUCUAUAGUUAAUGUGCUCUUUGCAACAUAAAUUGUGUGUCUCCUUCAUCAGUGAUCAUAAAUUAUACUUACUUGUAAUCAGAUCCAUAGUCUUGGAAGGCAGUUACGUUUUUACCCUAGACCCUGUUCUCUACCAGGGUCUCGUGUAAAGGUUCCAGACAGUGUACGUUUGCCCAUCAAGAGGGGUGACGUCUGCUGCUGGAGCCCGUGUCCCACUCAAGCCUUAUUCAGUCUUGAGUAGGAGGGAAGGCUGAUGCUGACUGCCCUCCUGAUGCUGGAAGGCCGGCUUAAUUUAGAAGUCAGAGCUGGUUCGGAGCUGGGAAGCCUUUUUAAAGGAGGAUCUUUCAAUAAGAUACUCCUGCUCGUUUCUUUGUCUUUCUCUUACUUAACAAUGUAACU